GCGCCGGGGGCCGCGAGUACCCGCGGGCCUCCGCGCCCAUGAUCCACAAGUCGCGCCCGGCGCUGCUGCCGCCGCCGCCGUCCCGGGAUGUCGGAGACUCGGUGGGGACGCUCGUGCUGCACCCCACGAUCAAGGCCUUCCUGUGCGGCUCCCUCAGCGGCACCUGCUCCGCGCUGCUCCUGCAGCCGCUGGACCUGCUGAAGACGCGACUGCAGACGCCGCCGCAGCUCGCCCACCCCGGGUGCCGGCGCGCGGGGAUGCUGGCCGUGUGCGUGGACGUGGUGCGUGCUGAGCGCCUGCGCGGCCUGUGGAGAGGCCUGGCCCCGUCGGUGCUGCGGUGCGUGCCCGGCGUGGGCAUCUACUUCUGUGCCCUGCACUCCCUGGAGCGGCGGCUGCGCGGCCCGCCCUCCCCGCUGCAGGCGCUGCUGCUGGGCGCCAGCGCGCGCUCCCUGGCCGGCCUGUGCACCCUGCCAGUCACCGUGGUCAAGACGCGCUUCGAGAGCGGCCAGUUCGGCUACCGCAGCGUGCCCGCCGCCCUGAGGAGCAUCCACCGCGCCGAGGGCGGCCGCGGCCUCUUCCGCGGCCUCACGGCCACGCUGCUGCGCGACGCGCCCUUCUCCGGCAUCUACCUGAUGUUCUACCGCCAGACCCGGGGCCUGGCGCUGCGCGUGACAGGGCGGCGGGAUGCGGCGCCGGCGCCCGCGGUGAACUUCGGCUGCGGGCUGGUGGCGGGCGCGCUGGCCUCGCUGGCCACGCAGCCGGCCGACGUGGUGAAGACGCACGUGCAGCUGCGUCCCGGCCGGCCCCAGGGGGUGCGCCAGGCGGCCGCGCUCAUCCUCAAGGCGCACGGGCUGCGCGGCUUCUUCCACGGCGCGGUGCCCCGCGUGCUGCGCAGGACGCUGAUGGCCGCGCUGGCCUGGGCCGUGUACGAGGAGCUGAUGGGCCGGGUGGGCCUCUCGUCCUGACCCGGGAGGCUGGCCCCAAGAUCUCACCGGAACCUUCCAUCCCCGCGACGGAGGGGCAGCCGCGCGAGCCGGCCCCGCGCAGGCCCCCG
This is a messenger RNA of Dipodomys spectabilis (banner-tailed kangaroo rat), 1054 nucleotides long. It is a transcript of the gene Slc25a38, whose product is annotated as solute carrier family 25 member 38. The coding region runs from base 39 to 965 and encodes 308 amino acids. Gene Ontology annotation, biological process: glycine import into mitochondrion. NCBI's taxonomy places the organism in Eukaryota, Metazoa, Chordata, Mammalia, Rodentia, Heteromyidae. The record is from RefSeq and is a predicted model, not a curated record. Gene Ontology annotation, cellular component: mitochondrion; mitochondrial inner membrane. Gene Ontology annotation, molecular function: glycine transmembrane transporter activity. The transcript is spliced from 7 exons.